CUUGCGGCUGAAGUCAAUUUUGGAGAAUUUCCCGUGAGUUCAUUUAACGGUGAUUUCGCUACAUAACAAAAUGAAAGCCGUUCAGGUUCCAAACAAGACGUCUCUGCUUUGCAAUAAUAAACUUGUUGUGAAGGAGGAGAAGCCAAGGAGGGUGACUCCAUCAGUUUUCACCCAGGAGAUGUUGCAGUCCACAGAGGAGCGCUUGGGUAACACCACAGAAGUGCACCCGCCUCGCAUCCUGGAGUUGCUUGACAUGACCAAGACAACACGUCACAAAUUGUCCCUGGUAGAUAUUGAUCAGCCGCUUUUCCAGCCCUACCCAUCUGAGAUGGUCUUCCAGAACUUCACCGCUGCACAGACCUAUAAGUUACCGCUGCUCCUCCUCAACAAUGACAAGGUUUCACGGCAGGUGAAAGUGGAGCAACAGGACUCAGAGUAUUUCCAUGUGGUAGGUCCAGAAGAUGGAGGAAGGAAGGUUGCACCAGGAAUACCGGCCACUUUCACAGUCUUCUUCACCCCACAGGAGAACAAGGACUACCGUCAUAAACUGUCUUUUGUGACAGAGAGGGAGCGCUUUGAGAUCCCAAUCCGUGCCAUUGGGCCACGUGCCAUUCUCGACUUUCGAGACAAGCUUCAUUUACCUGUUUGUCCUGUGAAAGCUUCCACACAGAAAACUCACCUUGUCCGCAACAUAGGAAACAGCAAAGCCAAGUUCAGUCUAGACACGCAGAGGCCUUUCUCAGUGACGCCCUCCUCCGGGACUCUUGACGUAGGCGAGAGCAUGCAGGUGACUGUGGUUUUCAGCCCCAUGACUGUAGGUGACCAUAUGCAGGACCUGCUUCUGCACUACCACACUGGUGAAGAUGUGUACAUCAGCCUGUUUGGGUCUUGUGAAGAACUCAGCCUCCAUCUCGAACCUGACUCUGUGCUGUUGAACAAGACUUAUAUCUCCAUGGCUAAUGUACGCACAGUGUCCCUCACUAACAGUAGUGAUAUCCCCCUUCAGUACUGUUGGACAGUGUGGCCCACCCAAACAAAGGAGGACUCAAGCUUGUUGAGGGAGAGCUCAGUGCUCCGUCAGAAAGAAGAGGAGGGGGAGCAGGAAUGGUUGCGUUUACAGAGGGAGCCCACAAAUAUUAACAACGUCUCGCUGCAGGACAACAGAACUCAGGCUGCGACUGACCACCUCCUGACCCUCUCACACAGCUGUAUAACUGUGGAACCAGCGGAGGGUGAAAUAUGGCCCAACACCACAGCACAGUUCAACAUUGUCUUUAAGCCAGAGGAAGCCAAACUUUACCAACAAACAAUGUACCUGGACGUCACAGGCCGUCAAUCUCUGUUACCCCUCACAAUCAAGGGUGAAGGUAUGGGGCCCAAACUCCAACUCAACUAUAACCUGAUGGACAUGAAAAAUGUAUUUAUAGGUGACAGAGACUGUUAUGAGGUGCAGGUAUCAAACAAAGGGCUGAUUGACGCCCCUUUCAAGUUGUCAAGCCCCGACACCACUUUCGGACGCUGUUUCUCCUUCAGUCUUGAGGAGGGUGUUGUUCCCUCGGGGGGCUGCCAGAUUGUGGAAGUCACCUUCCACAGUCGCAUCUUGGGAACUUUCUCUGAGGACUUGCGGUUAAUUGUAACCGGACAGCCUCAGCCACUGACCUUGACCUUCAGGGGGUGUGUCAUUGGACCCACAUUCCACUUCAAUGUUUCAGAGCUCAAUUUUGGAGACGUAGCCUUUGGUUUCCCACUAACAUCGAUUUGUACCCUCUUCAACACCUCCUUCGUGCCCAUGACUUUUGCCUUGCGUGUCCUGGGGGACGGCUUGGGGUCUCCCAGCGUUAACAGUGCUAAACAGGCAUCUGACGUGUCACGGAAAAAUUGGCACGGCCAUACCGCUGGAGACCUUCAUGCGCGGCCUAUGGAGUUCACUGUCAUCCCUGCUGCUGGCUCUGUGCGUGCCAUGUCGGAUGUUACAAUUAAGGUGGUGCUGUGCUCCAACACAGUGAAGAGAUACAGGCUGGCGCUGGUCGUGGAUGUCGAAGGUGUCGGGAAGGAAAUCAUGACUCUGCCUAUCAAUGCCAGGUGCGUUGUUCCUGAGAUUGUGGUGGAGCCACCACUGUUGAACUUUGAAAGGUGUUUCCUCGAUUACCCCUACAAACAGCAAGUGCGUCUGACCAACCCCAGCAAUCUGCCUGCUUGCUACGGCAUGCUUGAUCAGGAAGAUGAAGAAAAUCCUUUUCUGCUUUUUGGCAGUCCUGUUCCCAGAGGUCUGAUUCUCCCUGGUACUUCAGAGGAGCUUCCCGUUCUUUUGCUAGCUAAGGCCGUCGGAAGACUGCAUCACACUCUACGCAUUGCUGUGUUCGGCAGCCUCCAGCCACCCCUGGAGGUGGCCCUGUCUUGUAUUGGACAGGGACCGGUAGUUCAUGUUCACAACACACAGCUGUUCUUUGGAAAAAUCCCGGUCCUGACAGACGUUACCAGAACUGUGCAACUGUCGAACCAGUCCCCUAUUCCAGCUCACUUUACCACUCGCAUGGGCCACGGCCGGUCCUUCUGGCGUGUUGAGCCCAGUGAGGGGGAGGUUCCUCCUGAGAGCCAGCUGGAGCUCAAGGUUGUGGCACACCUGAAGGACACACUUUACUUUAAGGACUGUCUUGAGGUGUCUAUACAGGACAGUCAAAAGUACACUGUCCCUCUGUCAGCCACAGGCACUGGAACUACAAUUGUCAGCGACAGGCCUCUGGGCCCCAGCCUUGACCUUGGCACACACUUCAGCCAUGGGUCAUGCCAGUACCGCUUCAAGCUGACCAACCACGGCCAACGAGUACACCGGAUGUACUGGAGGACUGAUGGCUUCCAGUCCUCCACAAAAACCAACAAAGAGAGCAAACUGUCUGAACGAAACUUCCUACCACCCAUCAACACUCCCAGGAAGAGAGAUGUUUCGAACCGCGCAUCCAUACUCUCACCUAGCAGAGAGAAGCCGGUGUUCAGCCUCAGUCCAUCUCGUGUGGAGCUUUUUCCUGGCUGCUCCGUCGACAUGUUGCUGACAGGAUCUUUGGACUCUUCCAAGGUUGUACGCGAGCGUCUGGUGUGUAAUGGCAUUGUUGGUCGCCAAGGCCAUCAGGAAAACAUCAUGUCUGUAGAUGUCACUUGCCGCUUUGUGGCUCCGGUGCUCAGCAUUUCUUCAAAGCAGCUGAACUUCUACAUAAAGAAGGUUAAAGGAAAGCGUCUUCUGCCCCUUUAUGAAAAGCUGGUCUUGAAGAAUGUGUCCUCUCUGUCUCUGUCCAUGGAGCUCUCGCUCAUAGAGCCUUUUUCUUUGUGUGAAGCCCCAGGAGACAAUAGUUCCUCCACAACCAAGUCUCUGGUUCUAGGUGACAGGAGUCAGACUGAAUUGUGGGUCUGCUUUAAUCCUAAUUUCUAUCAGGAUCCAGUGUCACAAAUUGUGGAUGAGUUCCUUGAUGUCCAUUAUCUGGAACACCCGCACCAGGACACAGUGGAGCUACACGCCGAGGUCCACUACCCCAACCUCCACUUCUCCUCCACCACAGUAGAUUUCGGCUGCGUGUUCAACUGCACAGAGACUCACAGAGUCAUCACGAUCACCAACUGCUCCCCACUGCCUGUGUCCUACCGCUGGGCUUUUCUGGACGAUCGCAAACACCUCAACAAAAGAGAGUCACAUAUGCGAGAGGAAGAGGAGGAGAAAAACCAAAAGAAUCGGAUUGAAGAAGGGAGGAGUUCCUCUGGAAAGCUGUCUCCUGCCCUCCCAGUCCCCCUCGGCCCCAGGCCAUCUGCAGAUGAGCGGAGCAGCACACAGCACCCUGUGCGUGUGGAAGAGGUGUUUGAUAUCCUGCCCAUAUAUGGUCAUCUGCAACCUGGGGAAGAGCAGCUAGUCACGGCUUCUUUCUACGGCCAUGUAAAUGUCAGCAGAGAGGUGGUGGCGCAGUGCCAUGUGGAGGAGGGGCCUACAUACGAAGUCAAACUCAGGGGAGAAGCAUCAGUAAUCAGCUACAGCCUUGACUCUGCCCAUUUGGAUUUUGGUUUGCAGCUUUUUCAUUGUGUAGGGGAAGUUGAGGUGACCCUCAGGAAUACUGGCAAGGUGGGCUUCAAAUACAGCAUUACACAUGCUCAAAGAGAGGAGGAGGACGAGGAGGAGGAGGCAGGAAGGCAGAUGAAGGCCCUAGAGGAGGAUAUGCAGCAAACAGAUGCACAGCUGCAAACAGACAAUGAGGAAUGUGAAGAAGGGCAGGAGGUCAGGCCUGGCUGCCCCAUGGUCAUCCCCUCCGUGGGUUACAUCGAUGGCGGUAUGGAGCAGCGUCUGCGUGUGCUCUACCUUCCCGGGGUCCCUGAGGUCUUUAAGAAGCAGCUUCAGCUGCAGGUGGCUUUCCUACCACCACAGGACAUCACUCUGACUGGAGUGGGAGUCUACCCAAGGAUCAGCCUGGAUCUGCCACGAAACCUGUCAGAGGAGUGCUACAGUGACGUGGUGCAGCAGGCCAGAACAGCUGUGGAGGCAGAUAGAGAGGAGCUUACGAACAGAAUUACUGCUGGUGGAGGAGCAACGACAGAGCCUACCUGCACACUCACAUAUGAAGAGCUGCUUCACAUGGAGGUUGACAGAUUGCUGGUCAAAGGAAACGCUCUCGCCGUGUCUGACAGUCUCCUGGAGCUCAGAGACUCACAAAGUUCCUCCAGAAAGUGGCACAAAUUAAGCAAGUUUCAGCUUCCAGAGUAUGUUCUGGAUUUUGGUUACGUCAUUCCUGGCCAGGUCAUCAGUCACACUGUAAAUGUGACCAAUAGUGGAUCAAUACCUGUGUCCUUCCAAGCCAACUUCAAACGCCUUGCGGGCACAGGGUUCACAGCAGACUUUGAAAGGGUGAAGAACCUGCCCUGCGGCGAGACUCAGCCUUUCACAGUUCGAUGUGAUCCUCAGGGACCCGACCUGAAGAUGGGGGACAUGAGUGUUGUCAUGCCAAUACAGGUUGCAGGUGGUCCGAUGGUGCAGGUGCGUCUGUGUGCAGUGGUUACGAUGCCGUCCAUCACCGUUUCCACGGACACGCUGGAGUUUGACACGUUGCAGUGUGGCAUGUGUCAGAUAAAGACAAUACAGCUUCUGAACCACGAGCAAGUGCCUUGUCAGUGGAGCAUAGCUGAGGAGGUGAAACCUUUUAAAAAGGUCGAUAAGUUCCUGCCUCUUUAUGAGCGUAAGAAAGUCUUGCAGGAGAAGCGGCCGCCUCCGCUCAUGUUUGAGAUGAUUCCCAGUUCUGGUUUGCUGUCCCCUGGUGAACGGGUCAAUGUCCACAUCAAGUUCAGCCCUACUGAGGGGUGUGCUUACAACAGGCGGCUAGUGGUCCGCGUGGCUGAGAGCACCCAGCAGGUGUUCAUCACAGCUCAGGGUGAGGGUGAGGAGCCACAACUCGAGUUCUGUCCUGCAGCGCUGGAGCUGGGGCCUUGCCUUCCUGCCAGCACUGAGGUUGAAGCUGAGGUCACAGUCAAAAACCCCUGCUCUUUCCCCAUCGAGUUCUACUCCCUGGAGUUUGACACGCAGUACCUCAAGGAAGAAAAGAUCCUGCGUAUGAUGCAGGGUUAUGAUGAGAACAACGUGUUGCUGCUUCCUCCCAGGGCCCCUUAUGAAAGUCUUCCUCCAGAACUGCUUGACUGCUACAAGGACGAUUCCUCCGAGCUGAAGGAUGAGGAUAAAGAAGAAGCUGAGAAAGAUCCAGAAAUUAGGACUCUGACUGUGAAACCAGCUGAAAUACUUGUUUCAGAGUUGACCAGCAGCAACUGCAGACUGGGACAGUUAGAGAUGACACCCGUCUCUAGAGCGAUCGCCCGCCAUAUGGGUGUUGACCUGUCACCCGAGGGUCAGGCUGCACGCAACCGCAGAGGCAUCGCCAUCAUCGUAUAUGGAGCCCCAAUGACAGGGAAGAGCAGCACAGCAGCCGACCUGGCACGUUACUACGGAGCGGCGUGCCUGAAUGUUGACGCUGUGGUUACAGAUGUGCUUCUAAAUGGCACUUCUCCUGUCAGCCUGACAGCAAGACAGCUGUAUGAGUGCGCUGCAGCAGAGUAUGCUCAGAAGAAGGCUGAGGAAGCUGCUCAGGGUGUUGGAGAUACUACAGAAUCAGGAACUUCACCGCCUUUUGAAUCAUCAGAUCACAACUCGGCUCCAGCUACACUUGAUACUGUGGAGGUUGUGGAAAACCCCAGUGAGGAUAACUGCAGUAAAAAUGGCACCAAGGCUCAUGUAGAGGCUGAAAGUACACACGUGGCCCUUUGCCUGGGAGGAGACGUCAGGACACUCAGCAGUCUCUUGCCUGAACAGCUCCUUGUUGAUAUACUGGCAGAGAGAUUCCAGUUAAGUGACUGCCACCAUGGAAUAAUGAUUGACGGCCUGGAGUCAGUCUACAAUCCGUUUGCAGCAAGAACACUGCAAGUUCUCCUGAAGGCCCUUAAUAACCGUAAACACAUCUACGUAGUCAACUUGUCUGACUCCUACGCUGCCUUGAAAGGACGGCAAAAAGCCGAGAGAGAAGCUGAAGAGGCUCUGCAGAAGGAGACGGCUGACAGGGAGGAGCGGUGGCUGCAGGAACUGGAUGAGGAGGAGUAUGACGCUCUGCCAGAGGAGGAGAAGGAGCGUAUCGCCCAGCGACGCAGAGAGGAACUCCGGCAGCAGAAACUCAGGGAGCUCGAGCAGAUGGAAAGAGCACAGGAAGAGAAGAGGCAACAGGAGGACUUGAAGAGGUUGCAAGAAGAAGAGUUGAAGAAGAAGACUAAAAAGGGAGGAAAGAAGGACACUAAAGAAGGGUCAAGGAAGAAGAGCUUACUGGAUGGAAAGCAGUUAACAGAAACAUCAGAUGGGAGGAGGAUUUCUCCCAGUGAGAACUCUAAAGAGUUACAAGAAGAUGCAAGAGAACAACAGCAUUUGAAUGAAGUUCACCAUGGCAAAGAUGCUAAUGCUUUACCAAAACAGACAGAGGAAACCAAAGCAUUACACGCAGAGUCUCCUCCAACCACAGGCAAACUGGAGAAAGAAAAGACUGCAGAAACAGCAGAGAUGAAGAAACCAGGGGAAGAAAAAGACUUGAAGAAAGGCAAAAAGGUGGGAGAGAGUGACAAUAAAGAAGUAACAGGGAAGAAGGGUCACCAUGCAGGAAAAGAGUCUGCUGGAACCAACUCCAAAGAGUCAUCGGAGGAUGCAAAAGAGCUGCAGAAUUUAAAUGAAGUGUCUCAAACUAAAGAAGCUGAUCACUCACAUAAGAAGAAAGAUGAAUCAAAACAACCACAUGCUGAGUCUCCUACGGAGAAGCUGGAGGCAGAAAUGUCCAUUGUGGAUGAGCUCCAUUCUCAGUUUAUUGAGUAUGAGGAAACCCAGGUUCAGGUAGAGCACAUCCUGCAGCACUGGGAUCGGGCCCAGGUUUCCCUGCUGGUCCCACUUCCCAGUGAAGAAGCCCCACCAGGGCCAGAUGAACUCCUUACAGAUAAACAGUCCCCUGUUGGAAAGAAGAGCAAGAAAGUCAAUAACAAGACCUUAUCUCCAGUGCCGAGUCAGACAGCAGCACUAGCGGAAGUGGAGACGCCUGAAGACAAGGUGUCUCCACCAGACAUCAUUCCUCACAUUGUGCUUAAUGGACCAGUGAAAGACUGUGUUAGUGCCAUGGAGCUUCUUAAAGGCAGCGCCCUGCCUCCACUGGAUGAGGUGUUGGAUGAUUUGGGUCUGGGGCCAAGCGGACCACAAAUCCCUCCUCCCACCACCUUCUCUAUUGUUCCCUUCCCCAAACACAGAGAGCAAGCUCCUGUUAAAGAGAGCUGUUUUACAUUCCUGGUUCCUUCAGGCCUGGACGAGCAGGAAGUAGACAAGAAAGAUUCAGAGGAAGAUGCACUAGCAUCAGUCCUAAAGGAAGAGGCAGAAGAAACACCCUCCAAGAGCCGGAACAGGGGCAGCGUUAAGGAGAGCGCAGCGUCAAAGGAGAAAGAUAAAAAGGGGAGAGAGAGUCAGAAAAGCAGGAGACGAACCUCCGCCAAGAAAAAAACGAAAGCCCCUGACACUUCUGAUACAGUUACACGUUCUUCACCCAGCCGUGAGAAAACAGACCAAAACCAACACCAAGGAAACCUAGAGCAGAAACGCAGCCAGAGCCUGACAACCUUUCGCUGGGUUGCACCAGCCAACGGUGAGGUGGUUCUGAAGAUCUGGUUCUACUCAGAGGCACCGGGGAAGUUCGAACAGGCCUUCAACUUUGAACUAGUGGGGGCCCAAAGACACUACCAACUCACCUGCAGAGGAAUUUGCACAUAUCCCUCCAUCUGCAACAAUUACAUGACUCUUUUUGCCUUUAGUAAGAAGGUGCCACACAUGAAAGAAGAGCUUCAGAGGGCCUACGUAGUCAAAUCCGGAUACUUUGAGUUUGGACCUUUACUCUGUAGCAAGACCAGAGACAGAUACAAGGAAAUCAGGUAUCCAGAGAACACAGAGAAGCUGAUGAUUCUUAACAACUCAGGUCUGGAGGCUGAGGUCGAGUUCAGUUUCCAGCAUGAUACACAGGCCACCACGUACCUGCUGGAACCCCCAACCAUGACCCUCCAACCUGGACAGAAACAGGAGCUGACCGUGUGGGCCUACCCAACAAAACUGGGCCAAAUAAAGGACAGCGUAGUGUGCCAUGUCAAAGACAACCCAGAGGUUGUGGUAAUCAACCUCUCUUGCUGGGGGGUUCGACCAGAGCUGGAGGUGGAAAGCAAGCAUCUGCACUUUGACAGGAUUCUCCUACACAGGAAAGACAGCCGCAGUAUGACGAUGCAUAAUAAGACAGCGCUGCCAGUGUCAUGGAGACUGCAGGGUGUGGAGGAGUUGGGUGGAGACUUCAGUGUGUCACAGGAUCAGGGCGUCAUCUCACCUAACUCCUCUUGCCUUUUAAGCUUACACUUCAGGGCCAGAAAGCCACAGGCUGUUAAGAAGUUCUUACGCCUGGAGGUGUCUGAUGUUGAGAAGAUUCUAGGAAUUGUGCACACUGAAAACAUACUGGUUACUGCUGAACCCUAUGACAUAGCUCUGGACAUCACACCAGAUGGCUGUCUAGACUUUGGGACCAUCAGAGUCUUUGAAGAAGCCAAACUGUCUCUCAGACUGAAAAACCAAGGAAAAUAUGAAAUAGCCUAUAAGUUUAUGUUUGAGCAGACGGACCCAACUCAGCCAAAUCUAGAAUCCAUUUUCACGGUGUCCCCGAGGAGUGGGACUUUAAUGCCCCAGGAGAAGCCGACAUCGGUUCACAUCCUCUGCAAACCCACCACGGAAAUCUUAAUUAAAGAACAACCUGUCCUGCCUUGUAAGGUGAUCGAACCAAACAUCGGGAAUGGAGGAGAAACCAUAGCCAUCUUAGCCAUCAAGGUUACAGUCAAGUCGGUUUUCUCCAGAUACAAUAUCACGCCUGCGUGUGACAUCAACUUUGGUCCACUGGUCUACGGUUGCAAGAAAAGUCAGAGUUUCACCAUUGAAAACAGUGGAGUCUUUGAGACGUCUUUCAGCAUCUGCCGCAUGAUCAUAGACCCUGUGCUUCCAGGGAUACCAGGGAGUCCAGGUAAGACGGUACCAGGAGAGAAGCACCCUGGUGCCAGCAUCAAAGCGAAACGAGAUUCCAUCCAGAAAGACACGAUUUAUCCACAGAAUCGCCUCACUAUGGGGGUGUUCUCAGUUUCUCCCUGCACGGGGAGCCUGCAGCCAGGGUCUCAGCAGCUCGUGACGGUUGAAUGUGCAGCCGAACAGCUGGGCAGCUGGAAGCAGGCUUUGCUCAUUGACAUCAGUGGUCGCGACCCCUCACACCACCCUGACGGCAUACCCUACCAACUGCUGGCUGAAGUGUGCAAGCCAGGCAUAGCCUUAGACAUAGCCUCCAUCUUUGAGGAACACCAUGUGUGCCGCAGUAGCAGCCAGCUCUCCUCUGAACAGUUUUGCCGUGCUGAAGGCAUUUAUGUCCAGGAUGAGAAUAAGUUUAUUUUUAACAAAGCCGUAGUGGGACGAACCUCUCAGGCUCGCUUCAAACUCAUCAACAACAGCAAAGUUCCCUGUGAAAUAAACUUGGGCAUCAGACAGGUUGGACCCAAGUCUUCCAGAAACGUGGAGGUUUACGAUUUGUCGACUACAGCGCUGAGCAUCCCCAGCCAGUCACAUGCUUUUGUUGCGGUCAUGUUUACGCCUCCAAUAAUGCAGCCUUACAGUGCUGUGUUUGAGGCCACAAUGGAAGGGGCCACCAGAAUGACACCAACAUCAAAGAGCAAGGUGCUGGAGUUUGAGGUAACGGGAGAGGGCACCCUGCCUAGUGUGUGUGUAGUGCGCCCGGCUCUGAGGACCAGUGGAGGAAGCCCAAUGCUGCAGUUCAGACGGGUAUUGGUGGGGCGCAGACACACCCUGCCCCUGGUGCUGCUAAAUGAUGGAAAUAUUCCAGCCCAGGUCCAGAUUGACAUGCUGGAUAAACACGGUGUGUUCACAUUCAAAGCUGCUCCUGGUAACGCUUGCAGCUCCAUUCAGUCUACACAGCUUGAAGGUUCCACUGAUUCAGACCAUCACUUGGUGCACAGAGCUGUCCUGAAGCUGAAUGUCAAUGAGCUGGUGGAGUUUGAGGUCAGCUUCUGCUCUGACAAACCCCUGAGUGUCAAGGCAAAAAUGACACUACAGGUGGAGGACAACCAGUACAGCAACACCACAAUACGAGUGACGGCAGAGGCUUACCAGCAAAUGGUCUCUCUCGACAACAUCAGCAGGCCAUUAGAGGAAAUGGGUCUGGAAGAUGAUGAAGAAGUUAAUUAUGACGUGCUGGAUUUUGGCGACUGCCAUGUUGACCGUCCAUAUCAAAAGAGUUUCACCAUGACCAACCACAGCAGUAGCCAGGCUGUGAGGUUUGAGUGGCCUCCUAGUGGACCCGAUGUCGUCUUUUCACCACAGGUGGGCCACCUUCAUGCUGGUUGCUCUAAGGAAGUGACUGUCACCUUCAGCUCCAGUCAACCAGUGACUCUCAGCAGGCAGCCAAUGAGAUGUAAGGUUUGUCAGGUGCAGUUCCAGCUGCCCGUCGAUCAGGUGGCCGACUGGGACGACCGACAGAGGACGGUGCAGUGGCUGAGUUCUUCACAGCAGACUUCAGAAUCAUCCCAGCAGCCAGAGAAGAACAAGGUGAUAAAGACGGAUCCUGAGCCCUGCUGCUCCGUGGUGGAGGGGUCUCAGUGGGAGCUGGAUUUGCGGAUCAGUGCAGUUUGUGACUACGUGAAGUUGAGCUGCAACGUCGACAGCCUCCUCUUCAAAGACACCAUGCUUUACCAAACCAGAAUCCACGAAUUGCAGAUAGUGAAUGAGGGCUGUGUGCAACUGGAAUUCUCCUGGCAUGUUCUCAUGGAUCCGACCAGCAACAUCAUUAACUGUGACCAAGAUGGGACCUCCACCUCCCGACCUGGCAGCAGGUUGGCAGGAGCACUGACCGGUGCCCGUCCUUCCAGUGCUCUGGCCAGCGUGAUGUCUCUUCUGAUGGGGAACCCUGAGCUGCCCCCUUUCAACGUUGACCCCAACGUAGGGGUUAUAGAAGCUGGUGCCAUGCAGAACUUCAACAUUCGCUUUUCACCCCUGGAGGUGGCCCAGUUUGAGGGAAAGCUCUUGUGCAGCAUCCACAACUUGCAGCAUGGCGAUCAGGCCCCAAGUGUCUUGGUGAGUGGCCGCAGCCUGUUGCCUCACUGCCACUUUGACUUGGAGGACUCAGACUACAUCAGUGGGAGCCGCCGCCAUCCUGAGUUCAGGACCCCUCUGGACCCCAACACCAGGGUGCUAGAGUUCAGUGCUGUUGGCUUUUCUGCAUCAUCAAUAAGAUGUUUCAGUGUGGUGAACCCAACCAGUAAGCCCUACUCAUUCAAAUGGAGGUGUGAAGAUACAGGCGACAGUCUAUUCCGCUGUCUCACCCCAUGUGGUUCCAUUGAACCUGGAAAGAAAGUGGAAGUGUGUUUUGAAUACGUAGCUGAGCAGCUGGAAGCAGUGGAGUCAUUCUGGAGUUUUGUGAUUGAGACGCUGUCGCUUUCUAUUCCCUUCCUGUGUGUGGGCACCACCAGAGAACCUUUCGUCUAUCUCGACAGACCUCACCUCGAUUUCGGGGAACUGCUUGUUGGUCGUAAAGUGGAGCAGACAUUUGAUGUGGUGAACGGAGAGGAGGAGUCCUUCUGUUUCUCUGUUCUGCAGUCAUCACUUCUCAGUGAAGACCAGCAGUCCAGCCUCGUUUUGCAGCCAAUGACUGGCACAGUGGCACCAAAAGACAGGUUGCCAGUCACAGUGUCCUUCAUGCCUUCCUCUGAGGGAUAUGUUAGUUUCCGACUGGUUCUGAGGGUGAAAAGCAAGUCAGAGCCACUUGCACUGACCGUUAAGGCGGACUGCUUUACCAUGAGCACUUCUGUUCAAGUUGAGGAACCUGACGGGAGCCUCAGAGAGAUCACCCCCAACCACCGAGAUGAUCUGGACUUUGGAAAAGUGGGUGUUUCAGAGCAGUCCACCUUUAACUUCCUGGUGUCGAACCUGGCAAGAUUCAUCCUGGAAGUGAGCUUUGACUUAACAGGUCCCCAAGAGCUGCUGCAACAUUUAGAGGCAAAACCACAGAAGGCUGCUAUUGAGAUUGGGCAGCAACUGCAGUUAUCACUGUUCUUUUGUCCCCAAAGCAUUUGCAACCUCCAGGACGUCAGACUGAAUAUCAAGGUGAAGCACGGGCCGACAUUUACCUUUGCCAUUAAAGGCAGGGCUGUAGCGCCUAGCCUCGAAUUCUCCUCCACCAAGUUCAACUUUGGCAAGAGCUUCCUGUUCUGUCCCGGCAUGCUGGCUCCAUCUCAGACUCUAGCGAUAAGCAACAAAGGCAAAAGAGACAUCAGCGUCCAGUGCCAGUUCAAGAACACCGCUUUCUUGGAGAUGGACUUCCAACCAGAGGUGUUGUCCCCUGGUGCUGUGAUGGAGGUACCAAUCACCUUCUAUCCUCGUGAGGCUCGUCGGUACCAUGAAAAGCUCACCUUCAUCUUAAACAGCUGCGUGACAAAACAGGUGGAUGUACUGGGCCAAGGUGUGGAGAUGAAGCUGGAAGUGGAGGAUCCACGGCAGAGGAAGGUGAAGCUGGGAUGUCUGACGAUGGGUCAGAAGGUGAAAAAACAGGUGGUUCUUGUCAACCGCAGCAGUUUAGAGCUUUCUUUCACCCUGAUGGUCAACACAAACACACCACUGGACCCAAAGGAUCUGUCUUUCAGUCCGACCGGCGAGCUGAAACUGAAAUCAAACGGGGGGACGUGUAAUGUUGAGAUCCAGUUCUCACCGCGUCAGCUCAUUGCUCCGUUCACUGUUGAGCUCCAGGCGGAGUUUGUGGGCUGGUUACACCCCCUGCUGACCAUCCAAGGAUGCUGCCAGGGUGUGGAGGUCCAGCUGGACCAGGACCACCUGUCCUUUGGGGCUGUGGUACAGCGCUGCCAGACCAAGAAGAAAAUUGUCAUGAUGAACACUGGUGACAUUGGUGCUAGGUUCCACUGGAAAACGGAGAAUUUUCCUGCAGAGCUGUCCAUCGCUCCAGCUAAAGGCUACAUCUGCCCGGGGAUGGAGGUUCCAUUUGAACUGACUUUUGCCCCCGUGGAGCUGAGUAAUGACACGAGAUAUGAGAACCUGUCCUGCUCUGUCGAGGGCUUCUCCUCACCUGUUACACUCACUGUCACUGGCUCCUGCAUCGCAGCCUCCACUAACAAAGAGGUGGUACAUUUUGUGUGUCCAGUACGAAGCUCUCACACUCAGAGCCUUUCUGUCCUCAACCCCACAAACGAGCGCUGCAGCAUCAGACCGGUCAUUGAGGGCAAGCAGUGGAGCGCUGCACUCUUUGUGACCUUUGAGCCAAACCAAAACAAGAUAUAUGAGAUCACCUAUCGACCACUCACCAUGACUGCUGAUGGAAAGAAAGACCUGGGAUCCGUCUUCUUCUCCUUCCCUGAUGGGACGGGCAUACUGUACUCCCUGCAAGGAACUGCUGAUCCUCCUAAGGCAGAGGACACCAUUGUCCACGAGCUACCAGCCAAGACUCACCACUCUGAGAUGCUCCCUGUGCACAACUGGCUCUCUAGGCAACAGCGGUUCCAUGUGCUGAUCGAGAUAAUGAAGCCAGAAAAAACAGAUGCUACAGUUUCCCUCAGUGGCCUCGAAUACAUCGAUGUCCCUGCUCUGUCCACGAGGGACUACAAGAUGUCUUUCUUUACAUACAGAGACGGGCAAUUUAACACCAAGGUGACGUUCCAUAAUGAGGUGACAGGUGAGUACUUGUUCUACCUCGUUACCUUCAAGGCCACAUCUCCAGGAGUCCUAUCCACCAUCGAGCUGGAGACUGUUGUUCGCCGCAUGGCCUCGGGUACUGUGGAGGUGGAGAACCCCCUGACCUCAUCGAUCUGCCUCACCCCUGAGUGUAAAUGCCCAGAAAUCAGUGCUCCGCCCCAGCACACUGUGCCAGGACAAUCCAAGGGCGUUAUGAGCUUCGAGUACCAGCCCCUGCGAGCAGGCGAGUCUACAGCGCGGCUGACGCUGCUCAGCAACGAUCUGGGCUACUUCCACUACGACCUCCUGCUCAGAGCUCUGCCCCCACCACCGGAGAAAACCGUCUACUUCAACGCUUCGCUGGGCAGCAGCCACAGUGUCCUUGUCAAGUUCACCAACUACUCCCGCAACAAAACUGAAUACUCCUGUAAGACUGAUUGCCCAGAUUUCUCCGUGGACAGGAGUGUCAGUGCCUCUCCGGGUUUCCAGGCGGGGUCAGAGGUCAGCGUGGAGGUGUGCUUCGAGCCUCAUCAGCUGGGGCAGGUCAGAGGCCAGCUCAGCCUGUGCUCAGGAACUGGUGGCGAAUACAUCUUUCCUUUGCACGGGGUCAGCCUCCCCCCGAAAGCUCAGGGCCCGUUCAGCAUCAGGGCCGGUCGCAACGUCUCUAUCCCCUUCAAGAACGUCUUCCUGCAAACCACUGCUUUCUCUUUCCAGGUUGACAACCCCAGCUUUACCGUCAAAGGAGUCGACAGUGUCCCCUCCAAGAAGAGCCAAAACAUCCAGGUGUCUUUUGAAGCUCCUUCAGGAGGCUCUCCGGGACCGUGGUUUGGCAAGUUGACCAUCUCUAGCCAGCGAUCUGAGGGCCACAGCAAGCCCUGCUCAUGGAUCUAUUACCUGAAGGGCUACCGCCUCGAGUCGUCUUAGAGACACAUAUAGAAGAGGACAACACACACAGAUGCCAAGAUAAAUUCUCACAGGGAUCAAUUUAAGCUACAUGACUUUAUAUUAAAUAGUUCACAGAUUAUUUAUUUCCAAUGUUAAUGUUAAAAAUACAGGCCAGGAUUACCUUGUGUUUAUUUCUGCGCUUUAA
Mugil cephalus (flathead mullet) is the source of this 15386-nucleotide messenger RNA. RefSeq names its product HYDIN axonemal central pair apparatus protein (gene hydin). The record is from RefSeq and is a predicted model, not a curated record. The transcript is spliced from 95 exons. Gene Ontology annotation, cellular component: axoneme. Gene Ontology annotation, biological process: axonemal central apparatus assembly; cilium movement. The coding region runs from base 71 to 15220 and encodes 5049 amino acids. Lineage: Eukaryota; Metazoa; Chordata; Actinopteri; Mugiliformes; Mugilidae.